Messenger RNA from Coturnix japonica (Japanese quail), 2516 nucleotides. The record is from RefSeq and is a predicted model, not a curated record. Lineage: Eukaryota; Metazoa; Chordata; Aves; Galliformes; Phasianidae.
GGGCCCAAAACUGAACACAGUACUUGAGGUGCAAUACCUCAAGUAUACAUACUUCAAGCCACCUCGAUGUGGAAUACCAAUGGAAAACCAUGAAACCAUGACAGGAACAUUGAGAGGGCUUUAAGCAAGAUUCAAAGGAGGAAGGAGGUGAAACCAGGCCUGCUAGAGAUGAGUCUAGGGGCACCAUGUCAGGCUUGAGGAUUGAGACCGUUGACCCACCUGAAGUACACACACGCUGCUGGCAAUAAACUAAAAGGUGGUACCUUGCAAUUGGGGGGGCUGCAUGCUAGUGAGAUCCUUCAGUCUGCUCCACUUGUUACAAUGAAGCACAGCUGAAAUGUAACAAACAAACAAACAAGCUGAGGAGAGCUAGAAGCCUUGGCUCAGUCCCAGAGCUACAACAUCAUUGGCAUAAGUGAAACCUGGUGGGAAGAGUCCUGUGAUUGUUGUGAUGUGGUGAAUAACUGCGGACUUUCCAGAACAGACAGGCAGGGCAGGAGUGGCAAGGGAGUGGUCCUUUAUGUAACAGAGGGGCUGAAUUGUAUGGAGCUGUCUGCUGGCUGUGACACAGUUGAGAGCCUCAUCCAGGAUGACAACGCUGAUUGAUUAUUCUUUAAGAAACUAAGAGGGUCAUCUAUAACAAACCCUGUUGUCCUUAUGGGAGACUUCAACUUAUCAGAUGUUAACUGGGAGCACCACAUAGCUGACAGAAGCAGCGGAGAAACAAGAUACAACAAAGACAAGAUACUUCAAGGUCAAGGAAUAGAUGAACCACUCUCUCCAACUGGUUUCAAACAAGCAGAUGCUGCUGGUUUAUUUCUCAGUAAUGUAAAGUUUACUCAUGUCUUCUCAAGUGACCUCCUCCGAGCAAAGCAGACUGCUGCCACAAUUAUAGAAAAAAAUAAGUUCUGCAAAGGUUUGGAAAUCAAGUGUGAUACAAGACUUCGAGAGAGAAAAUAUGGUGUUGCAGAAGGAAGGCCUUUGGCUGACCUCAAGGCUAUGGCAAAGACUGCUGGAGAGCAGUGUCCUACAUUCACACCUUCUGGAGGAGAAACACUGGAUGAAGUAAGAGAACGUGCAAAGGAUUUUUUUGAAUUUCUGUGUCAGCUAGCUGUUGAAGUGGAACAGAAAGAUCAAGAGACGCAUGGGGCAUCAAGCAGAAGCUCAGGAACGUGUGAAGAAGAGCCUGCUUUCCCUUGGACAGAUCACUGCAGUGUACAUGAACUUAGCUCUGAUAACGGUGGAGCUUCUAAAUUGUUAUUAGAUGCCAAUAUCUUAGUGGUGAGUCAUGGAGCCUACAUGAGGAACUGGAUUGGUUAUUUUGUUUCAGAUCUCAAGUGUACUUUGCCAGCAAAUUUAACUAAGUCUCAACUGUCUUCUGUCAGUCCCAAUACAGGAGUUAGCCACUUUAUUAUAAAACUUGAAAACAGAUCUGUGUUAAAACCUGAAAUCAUAUGUGUUUGUCUUAAUCAAGAUUCUCACUUGGUGGAUGUUGGUGCUGAAUGUGUAGCUCCAAAAAUGUUUUAAGAGUUUUUAUAGAGGGAAGUAGUUCUCAAUAAUAAUACAAACUUGGAAAAAGAUAUCUGUAGUAAUUAAUGAGAAUGAAAAGUUAUUGACACUGAACUGCAUAAUGGAAGAUAUGCCUACCAUCUUACGCUGACAUAUGGUGCACAUGGUCCUAGUACCUGUAUGAGUUGGCACUGGAGAAAUAACAUUUAAUGUUCUUUAUGAACAGAAACAUACUUCCAGCCAUACAUGUCUGCUAUUACAGUACACACUUUUAAAAACUGCUUCUUAUUUGCCCAUAAUUAUUUUGGUUAUCUCCAUGAGAAAGAAUUAGCAAUGGAGGAGAGGAAUUGUACCUAAAAUAUGAACUAUACUGUAUUCUUGUUUUAUUACAAAAUGCUAUAUUGUAAUCUUAAUAUAUGUAUUGUUUUAAAAUAACUUUUUUGACUGCAGUAGUGUAACUUAAAAAGAAGGAUUGCCUAGUGGAACAAGUUUAGUACAGAGCCAGGUGAGGUGUUCUUGACUCUGAUUCUAAGUAACUAUGAAACUCUGGGCAAAUCUCUUUUCCAUUUGUAAAAUGGGGAUGACGAUAUACCUACCUCGCAGGAAUUUUUGGUAAAAAAUGUUAGGGUUGUUGAGAACUCUGUUGAAGAGCACUGUAUACAACAUAAAAUAUUUGUUUUUUUUUGUAAGCAGAAUGAGCACAUAAUUGAAACACCAAUCUGUAUUUUGAAAAGUAACUUUAUCAAUACUGUAAACUGUACCUGACUGGAAUCCCAUUGUCAAUUGCAGUCAUACACUUAAUGAAUGAAUAUUUUUGCCUAGAAUUAGGUAGGCCUGAUUGCUUGAUGAUUGAUUGCUUGUAGCUGCUAGUAGUGCUGCUUUACUUCCCCACUGGGUUGUCUGUAGUUACUGUUCAAGCUUAUCUGACUAAUUUAUCAUCUAUGCAUACCUUUUCAUCAUUUGCAUAUUUUAAGCUUUAAAAAUAAAGGCUCCUGAAUAGAACUCGA